GAUCCACGCGUCACGCUCCAUCACUUCGUGCGUGUGUUGUGUGCCACUACAUGAAGGCAGCUGCUCGGAGACAAGCGGCCAGAUGCGGAGACGAGUGUGGUGCGCGAGAGUGCAUGCAGCCGCUGUACGUGCUGUGAUUUGACAAUUUGUGGAGGGCAGAUGCAGUUGGAGUGAGUCCAGGGAUGCUGCGGCGUUUCUUGCUGCCGGAGUGCCGCCGCGCAACGAGGGGCUGUGCCCCCAACUUCUGCUGAGAGAAGAGAAGCCGUUGUAAUUUUUACGCGUUUUAAUAACCCACGAUGGCUCACUCCCGGGACCUUUAAGCGUCCCCUGCGGUGAUCUCGCUGGCUGCUGUGGGGCUGUGGGAGUGCACGCUGUCUCUCCUCCCCAGCCUGCAGACAUGGGGAAUAGUUUCUCCAAUCUGGCUGCCUUCCAGUCCCUGCACAUAGUCAUGCUCGGCUUGGACUCUGCGGGCAAAACCACCGUCCUCUACCGGCUCAAAUUCAACGAGUUCGUCAACACGGUGCCCACCAUCGGCUUCAACACGGAGAGGAUCCGGCUGGGCGGCGCGGGGGCCUCUAGGGGCAUCAGCUGUCACUUUUGGGACGUCGGGGGCCAGGAGAAGCUGCGGCCCCUGUGGAAGCCUUACAGCCGCUGCACGGACGGCAUCGUGUACGUGGUAGACUCUGUGGACACCGAGAGGCUGGAGGAGGCUCGCACCGAGCUGCACAAGAUCACCCGGUUCGCCGAGAACCAGGGGACCCCGCUGCUGGUCAUCGCCAACAAGCAGGACCUGCCCCGGGCUCUGGACGUCGGGGAGAUCGAGAGGCAGCUCGCUCUGGCGGAGCUGAGCCCCUCAACACCGUACCACGUCCAGCCGGCCUGCGCCAUCAUCGGAGAGGGACUGGACGAGGGCAUGGACAAGCUGUAUGAGAUGAUCGUGAAGAGGAGGAAGUCACUGAAGCAGAAGAAAAAGAAGCAGUGAUACCAGGCUUUGGCUGGAUGAUGGCUAAUAAACUAUGACGCAUCCCAUCUAUAGAAACAGGAUGGAUUAAACAAAAAAAGAAAGAAGAAAAAACACCACAGAAACACUGCAAGUCUCCAUAUAGGAGGAAAAUAUACUCAUAGAGAUGCAAAAUGAGCUGGAAAUGCAUAUCAUAUAAACUCAUUAGCAUCCAUACUUUCCUGUAGGAAUGCGUAUUUGCAGAUGAAAUCUAUAUAGUAUAAUCAUGAAUAGUAUAAAUUUUACAAAAAAAAAAAGUCAUAUUAAAGUCAGAUUCAUGGGAAGAAUAUUGAUUGUUUACCUUGGUAGAUGACUGUUUUAAUGUUCUUCACAGGCAGUUGUGUGUGUGCACACUGUGGCUCUCGCUGCACUCUCCCUGAUGGAGGAGUAUUAAUAGGACUGUUUCAUUGGGGAUGUGUGUAUUGUAGCGGAGAUGUUUUAUAAAGUGUAUUGAUCCACUGGCAGAGCUCCCUGUUGCUGUGCUGUGCACAGAUGUGAGAAGGCUGCUGUAAAUGUGAUUAGGGAUGCACUCAUGCACAGAUCAGUGUUUAGAGCUGCGAGGUGGUGUUACACCAAAGAUGAUUCCCAAGAGAUGAUACAGAAACUCUGCUUUGGUGGGUUUUUUGUUGUUGUUGUUUUUUACAGCCUUUCCUGCCAAACUGAGAUAUAUAUAUACCUGGUAUGACUGGCUUAGGAGGAAAAUAAUUAAAUAAACUAUGUUAUAUAGAAUCCAUUUGAGCUAUAUGAAAUCAGUUCUUCCUCAUCCCUCAUCUUGCUCGUUUUCUGUGUCUUCCUCAGUGGAACCACCUUUGAUUAUCCCUCCUCUGGAAGUCAAAUUGAAGGCCUUCUGCUCUGUGACAAGCUGAUUUGAUCUGUUUUGGAGAAUUUUACUAAUGCUGCAUCUGUUUUUUCCCUAUUUUUAACAGUUCAACUUUUUUCAGCUAUAUAUGCAACUGUUUUAUGUAUUUAAUGCAAUAUUGCCGCAAGAAUAAUACGGCUUGAUGGUACAAGAGUUGCACAUGGACACUGUGGGUCCAUUUAAGCCAUUUUAUGUAAUAUUUGCUAAAGUUCAAGAUUAAUUUUACCUAAUAAAAACUGGACAUUUCAGAUUAAUAUAACUGUUGGUAGUGUUGGCUGGUAAAUACAGCAAACACUGAUUAUAUUAUUUGUGUGUCCAUCUACUCUUACUUUUCACACAAAAUUCUCUCUUAAAUUCUCAAACUUAAAUUUAGUUAUAGCUAAUAAUGCUGAAUGGAAGGGACAUUACACAACCAAUUAAUCAAACCCCCAUCAGAAAUCUUACACCAAAACAUGACAUAGUCAUCAGCAUAUAGAGUCAUUUUUAGUUGCUGUAGUUGCUCUAAAGCAAACCAGCUGCCCCUCAGAGUGCUUGAGAAGUGUUAUGAGUGCAUCCCAGACUGAUUCAACCUCCUGGCAGUGAAAGGACACGUGUUCAGAGCCUGUUUUCAUCCCCAAGGUGCCAAAAAUCUACAUCUUGUCAAAGCUGCUGGUAUUUUGGAGAUGCCACAAUUUGGCAUUGAUAUCACAGGAAUGGAUAUUUUUAGUCAGCUGUUUGGAAAAAACAAAUACAAUUUUUGUUCCUCAAGCGCAGAAUGUUUUAAAAGUCCCAAUGUUGUUGUUUUAAAUAACAGCGAUACUAAUAACAGCCAUACAAAGUCAAAAUUUUAACUCAAAUAUAAUAACUCAAAACUAAAACUCAAAAUAACUCAAAACUGAGAAAAUAACUUGACAUUUUGAGCUAAUUCAAAAUGUCAACUCAGCUCUGCUGAUCUGGAAUUGUUUUUCCCCCGUAGUCAAACAGCCCUAAUUGAGAUGUGAUAUUUUAUCCCAAAUCAAUAUUAUUUUUAGUCACCAAAUGCCAUGUAAAAUAAAAUUAAAAAAACAGGAAAUGAUAAAAAGACAAACUAACAAAAAACCACAAAGUUUGAUAAAGCUGUGUUGAACAGCACUGUUGGCUUUUGCCGUCCAGCACACAGCAGAGGACAACCUGUGUGAUGCUAGCAGCUUUGUCAAAAUUCCCUGAGGUCACAAUGGGUGGACAGUCGAGAAGCCGAGUGUCUUCCUGUCACAGUGAAGAAGUGAAACAAACCAACAGGCUGGAACCUGUUCAGCUGCUCAUAAAAUAUUUUACAGAGUGACAAAUAACCAUAAAACUUAACAUCAACAUGUUUCACAUACCUGACAGCCAACUUGCUGAGGUGCCCAUAAAAAGUCACUGACAUUAGCAUUUGGUCUUAAAUGACAAGACUGUUGAAUGUCUUGUACAGACUGUUCUCUGAUGCCACAUUCACAAUGAAAGACAAGAAGAGAUGAAGCAGUAUUAUUGUGCUGCAGCUUGAUGUCUACAAAGUAAACAAACUGUCGAACCUUAGUCACACUGUAGAGGUGACUGUUGUCAUACCUGUAGCUCAAGUGGGAAGACAUGAAUGUUACCUUGUUUUCUUUCUUGAUUUCUUUUUUUUUUACAGUCAGGAUUUCUGAUGUGAACGUGGCAUCUUUCUGCUAAGUCGUGCUGUGUCCAACAUUGCAUGACAGCCACUACUUCAGACAAUGUAAAUGAUACAGUACUAUAGUGUUACAGCCACGAUACAGCAAGACCAAACUAUGUAUUACAAGCCAAAACAGGAAAAAAGGAAAAAGUAU
Neolamprologus brichardi is the source of this 3664-nucleotide messenger RNA. RefSeq names its product ARF like GTPase 4Ca (gene arl4ca). Gene Ontology annotation, molecular function: GTPase activity; GTP binding. The record is from RefSeq and is a predicted model, not a curated record. NCBI's taxonomy places the organism in Eukaryota, Metazoa, Chordata, Actinopteri, Cichliformes, Cichlidae.